This is a messenger RNA of Acanthocheilonema viteae, 1016 nucleotides long. Lineage: Eukaryota; Metazoa; Nematoda; Chromadorea; Rhabditida; Onchocercidae. The record is from the annotation of a GenBank genome assembly.
AUGAUAGGCGGAUGUGGUGCAGAGUUUUUUACGGGAUUGAACCGAAAACAAACAGUCGAUCGACGUCGUGAAUCAUCUCGGUUUGCUGCACGUGAUCGACGUGGCAAAGAAGCGGACAUCUUUACGGAUCUCAAAGUAGUGGUGCCAAUAGUCGAUGAAGCAACCGUCACACAUGUGGAUAGGAUUGCUUUAUUGCGAGUUGCGUUAACUUUAUGCCGAUUACGAAAAGUUGCUACGAAAUUUCUGAAAACUGAUCUUGAUGAGAGGAGUGAAUGUUUAUGGUCUGAAACGACAUUGCUGGAGUGUUUAGAUGGUUUCUUGGCCAUUGUUGAUCUGGAUGGCAUUAUUCUAUAUGUUAGUGAAAGUGUUUCCAUCUACCUCGGGCUUACACAAACUGAUCUUACGGGACGUUCACUGAAAGAAUUUAUUCAUAGCAGUGAUUACGAAGAAUACAUAAGCUGUGAUACUGGAAAUGUGGUCGAUCAUGGCUAUGGUCAAGCAUAUACGUUGAGAAUGAAAUCAGUGAUUAGUCCACGAGGUAGAAACCUAAAUCUCAAAAGUGCUCUGUUUAAGCCAGUAAUUUGCCAUAUUCGUUCACUAUCGGCUGAGAAUGGACGUGUUCGUGUCAUACAGGCAAGUGCACAACCAGCUGGACAGGGUAAUAGUGUUUCUGUAGCUUCAAGAGGCACCGACGUACAAAAUGGCACUUACAUGACGCGACAUACUUAUGAUAUGAAAUUUUCAUAUGUCAGUGAAAGUUUUAACUAUAUUCUACGUCAUGAAGCGCGUUCUUUAAUGGGUACAUCAUUUUACAAUUUGGUCCAUCCGGCCGAUCUUGACGUGGUAGUUGUUUCGAUACGUGAAAUGCUCAAAAAAGGCCACACACGGACACCGUACUAUCGUUUAAUUGGUCUUAAUAAAUCAGUGUUAUGGGUACAGACGGAAGCGACUACCGUUAAUCAUACGACGAAAGGACAAAAAGGACAAUACAUCAUCUGUGUGCAUCAAUUAAUUGG